Molecule: messenger RNA, 906 nt
Organism: Ipomoea nil (Japanese morning glory)
Lineage: Eukaryota; Viridiplantae; Streptophyta; Magnoliopsida; Solanales; Convolvulaceae
Product: protein argonaute 2-like
Exons: 3
Coding region: 1-906 (301 amino acids)
Source: RefSeq, a predicted model, not a curated record
AUGGGGCAGUUUCAAGCGUUGCGUCAAGGAGAUAGCUCAACCUUGGAGUAUCUCGACCGUGCUCAACAUUUAGUGGAGGAUCUCGCACUCGCUGGGCAACCACUCACGCUAACGGAGCAAAAUUUGUAUGUUUUUAGGGGGUUGCGACUGGAAUUCCGGUCUAUGGUAGCCUCCCUGGCAGUCAACGGUACACCGGUGACGAUUCCGCAAUUGGCGGAUUAUUUGCAGGCACAGCAGUUCAUCCAUGCGGAUGACUUUCCCGCUUAUGCACCUACAUCGUCGACGGCUUUAUAUGCCGGCAGAGGAGGCCGGCAUUACGGAACUGGAGGCCGCGGACAGAAUCGCGAUGGAGGUGGUCGCGGCGGACAGAAUCGCGGCAACCAGCGAGGCAAGUGCGGUGGUCGUGGCCGAAACAGUGGCCUGCGUUGCCAGAUUUGCGACAAGCAGGGCCACUCGGCAACUUUCUGCUACAAGAGGUACUCCGAGCCACCACCAUCGGCGCAUGUAGCGGUCGCCGGAGAUGCUGGCAGUGGCGGCUUGGCAUCGGCAGUCACCUCUUGGCUGCCGGACACGGGUGCUUCCACACACGCUACGCCGGAUUCCGGUGUGGUCUCGCAAGCCGACGAAUAUCACGGAGAUGAUGUUCUGAGAGUGGGUAAUGGCACAGGUUUGAAAAUCUCGAGUGUGGGUCAUGCAGAUUCAAUCACACAGGCGGUUCCUCUUAAAGGGCCGAGCUCGGGGGGAUUGUACUCACUGUCAGUUCCGAAUCCUUAUCAUGCGUUUGUUUCUGCCCGUGCUUCAUCCACAGUCCAGCUCCAGCUCCAGCUUAACCUCCCGUGGUCAGAAGACGGGUUCGUCGUGCCCAACCUCAGGAGCGGGCUCAUGUUAUGCGACUCAGACGUAUGA